Gossypium arboreum is the source of this 2319-nucleotide messenger RNA. Its product is annotated as protein HOTHEAD-like. Lineage: Eukaryota; Viridiplantae; Streptophyta; Magnoliopsida; Malvales; Malvaceae. The transcript is spliced from 4 exons. The record is from RefSeq and is a predicted model, not a curated record. Gene Ontology annotation, molecular function: flavin adenine dinucleotide binding; oxidoreductase activity, acting on CH-OH group of donors. Bases 284 to 2062 code for a protein of 592 amino acids.
UAUAUAUAUUCUCAUUAUUAUAUAUAUAAUCUGUGUUGUAUUUGCUUAGCCAUACUGUAUCUUGGUGGUUUUUUUAUAUUCAUCCAUCAUUGAUCAGCUUUUGACUCUUGAAGGCUUCAACUCUGUGUGUGUAGAUAUAUAUAUAUAACUAUCUGAGUGUUAAACACACAAAACAAGGCCAACCGGUGAAAGCCACAUACUGGAACUUGUUUAUCUUUGGAAGUUAUUAAUAUAUUUUUUUUUUGGGGGCUCUGAGUUUCUGUUGUUGUGCUGAGGCCUUUCAAUGGCUGCUUUUGUUGGGGCGGUGAAGCUCUUUAUCUCUUUGGUUCUUUGGCUCAACACUCUCUCAUCUAUUCAAGGUGCGAGGGAUUUCUACGAAUUUCGGUACCCGUUCAUCAAAAGGGCGAGUUCAUUUUCAUCAUCGUCAUCGUUCUCAUCAUCGAGUAACGAUGAAGUUAGGUACGACUACAUAAUCGUGGGAGGUGGCACAGCCGGGUGUCCCUUAGCAGCCACACUGUCUCAAAACUUCAGUGUAUUGAUGUUGGAGAGAGGUGGUGUUCCCUUCUCAAAUGCCAACGUCUCCUUCCUCAGAAACUUCCACAUCGCCUUGGCUGACACUUCCCCAACCUCUGCUUCCCAACCUUUCGUUUCCACCGAUGGUGUUAUUAAUGCUAGGGCUAGGGUUUUGGGUGGUGGCACUUGCAUUAAUGCUGGCUUUUAUACCAGAGCUAACUCAGAUUUCUUACGGAGAGUAGGAUGGGAUGCUAGGCUAGUGAACGAGUCCUAUCCAUGGGUGGAGAAACAGAUUGUUCACCAGCCUAAACUAGCACCAUGGCAAGAUGCCUUCAAGGACAGUCUUUUAGAUGUUGGGGUCUCACCUUAUAAUGGAUUCACCUACGACCAUAUCUAUGGAACUAAAGUUGGAGGCACCAUUUUCGACCGAUUUGGCCGUCGUCAUACGGCGGCUGAGCUUCUUGCUUCUGCUAACCCGAAAAUGCUUACUGUUUUAGUGUAUGCCACUGUCCAAAAAGUCUUAUUCGAUAAAUCAGCAGGGAAGAGGCCAAAGGCAAUGGGAGUGAUGUUCAAAGAUGAAAACGGGAACCAACAUCAGGCAUUUUUGACUAAUAAUCGAAGGAGUGAAGUGAUUUUAUCAUGUGGUGCAAUUGGGACUCCUCAAUUGCUAAUGCUUAGUGGCAUUGGACCCAAAGCUGAACUACAGAGGUUGAACAUUUCCAUGGUGUUGCAUAAUGAGUUUGUUGGAAAGGGCAUGGCUGAUAACCCGAUGAACUCGGUUUUCGUCCCGAUGACACGUUCUGUGGAACAAUCUCUGAUACAAACUGUUGGCAUUACCAAGAUGGGUGUUUACGUCGAAGCUAGCAGUGGAUUCGGACAGUCCCAGGACAGCAUUCAUUGUCAUCAUGGAUUGUUGUCUGCUGAGAUAGGGCAACUCUCAACAGUUCCACCAAAGCAAAGAACACGACAAGCCAUUGAAGAAUUCAUCAAAAGGAAACGAGACCUUCCACGUGAGGCUUUCAAGGGAGGUUUCAUUUUAGAGAAGAUUGCAAUGCCCCUUUCCACUGGCCACCUCAACCUAAUCAACACAAACAUCGACAACAACCCUUCGGUUACCUUCAACUACUUCGGCCACCCCCGCGACCUAGGCAGAUGCGUCAAUGGGAUCCGGAUGGCUGCCAAGGUUAUACAAUCGGACCGAUUCACGAACUUCACCAAGUGUGACAAACCGACCGUAGAGAAGCUUCUUAACAUGAGUGUCAAGGCUAACAUUAACCUUAUACCCAAGCAUACUAAUGACACCAAGUCCCUAGAACAGUUCUGCAAAGACACUGUAAUCACAAUCUGGCAUUACCAUGGAGGGUGCCUUGUUGGGAAGGUGGUGGACCCUAACCACAAAGUUCUUGGAACCAGAAGACUCCGGAUCGUGGAUGGCUCCACAUUUAGUGAAUCCCCCGGAACUAACCCUCAAGGCACUGUCUUGAUGAUGGGCAGAUAUAUGGGAGUCAAGAUUUUGAGACGAAGACUAGGCAAAGCUGCUGGUGUGUAAGGACCGGCGUUUGUUUGUGGUAGUAGUGGGAGUAGGAAAUGAAAUGUGAUAAGUUUGUAGAGAAAUAGGAAAUUUGGUGUUUUCUUUUGAUUUGUGCUGUUUAUUUUUCUGUCAUGUUGACUGUGCUCUACUAAUGGUUGGUGCCAAGAUUGAUGAGAAGUCAAAAAAAGGGAAAAAUAUUUUCGGACAUUAGGCUUAGCUAUGUGUUUGCUUUUGAUGUUUUCAGUGUCCUAUAAUCAGAGAUUUAAGGUUCCAUA